GCCCCACUUUACAUGUAGAGAUUACUUUAAAAUUUUUAAAAAAUAAAAUCCUUUGUAUGUUACUAUAAUUACCACUUAUCACUCAUUCACUUAAGAAGUAGUUACCCAACCACAUAUGGUAAGUUUGUUGUAUAAAUAGGGGAUAUAUAACUGAGACUUUUAAAUCCUUGUAUUAGCUUGGUAAAAGUAAAAUACAUUUCAGAAUUUUAGAAAUCUGUUUAGGAUUUGGAUCUUGAAGGUCUUGAAGUUUUCUAGGUCUUUGAGGAUUUCUUCAUUUUAAACCUCUUUUAUAAGCCUUGUGCUUGCAUCAGUACCCUUCAAAAUUUUAAUACUUAUUAUAUUUUAAAACAUAAAUACAUUUGAAAGGAUGGAUUUUGGUGGUAGGUGAGACUGGUUCCUUUAUGUGUCAUUGGUCUCCAAGAGCUCAUACUAAAGAAGACGUAGAAUCUAAAGCCUGAAAUGUCCAUCAACCCCCCGCCCAAUAAAAACAACAAAAUCAUACUUAAAUAAAAUGUCAUUUUGUAGCCUAAAGAAGAACAUGUUUUCACUAAGUUCCAAUGAGCUGUUUUGAUUGGACAGCCAUGUGAAAUGUUCUCAUGGUGAGAGAGUUUGAGAAUGUAGUUUAAAAAAAAAGUAGUUUCAUGUAAACAGAUUCUAAACAAGCUCAUCAAUUCAACUAAAAAUGAUUCCAUCUAGAUUUUAUGUCGUCUGUAUUCCUUGUUAUAGCAUUUUAACAGUGCUUACCAUUGAUUUGUCAUCACAUGAGAGUGGAAAACACAAUAAAUCAUUUGUUAGUUAUAAAAAGGGCAUGUCUGAAGGAUUGUGUAGUGUUCCCUCCUAUUUUGCACAUCCUGUGCGUGGGAGUUAACUUUGUAUUUUCUGUAGUGUUUGGGUGCACAGUCAUUUGAGGGAACAACUGUAUUAUUGACAUUUUGCAAUUUUUAAGUGUUUUGAAACUUGCCCUGAUAGAAAAUAAAAUCCUUACUCUUGUUCAAAAGAUUCACUGAUCAAAAAUUUCAACAAAUGAAAUAAAAUAAUUAGAACAAAUGACAUUUAUCCAGGAAAUUUAUGCAAAUAAACUUACCAGAAGCUCAAUUCCAAAGUCAUUGCUUCAGUAUUACAUAGAUACAUAGAUCAGAAAGUCAGGUGGUCUGCUGAAGUAUCCCUUUGUGACUUUAUAUUGAAGAAUAAACAUUUCCCUAGUGACUUUUAAGAAUGAAUUCAUGUAUGAUGUUGGGUAUGACAUAAGCCAAGUAAUUGUGAGAUAUGAAGAAGGAGGUAGAGUAAAUCAUCCCUUGGCUACAUCAUAGGGACAGGUUUUUUAAAAAUGAAUGCUUCCUUAGGUAGUCAAACGAGUAAAAAGAAAUUUUUUGAAGAGAGUGUUGAUAUUAUCAGAAGGAGAUGCUUGAGGAUUGGUAUGAAACUGCAAAGCUUUACAGAAUAGUUUUCAACACUGUUGGUAUUCUCUAAUACAUAUGAUAUUAAAUAACAUUUAUAAUGUAGAGAUGUUGGGGGAAACAUUUAGGAAUCAUGAAAGAAGAUUAAGAUUGUUUCACAUAUCAUACCUAAUAAACAGAAAUGAAUUUGUGAAUACAGUAUAUGAUAAAAUUUCGAAGGUCAAGACCUGUGUCUUAUUCAUUGUUGCAUUGUUAUAUCAUCACUGACAAGGGCACUACUAAGUACAAGGCAAGAGUUCAAUGUAUGUUUGUAGUAGGGUGAAAUGGAUAGACCAGAUAUGUCGGUUAAUAUAAAAACUCAUCACAUUUCUAAUAAUUUGGAAGCAAGAGAAAGUAUAUAUUAAAGAAGGCUUUAUAAUUUAAGAUAUUAAAUAUAUUAACAUUAAAACGUGGCUUGUUCAGUUAGGCGCUGGAUUGUGAUUAUUGUAGCUGGUUAAACUGAAGCAGCAGGGCUGCAGUUUCCCAGUGCGGACUGUGGGCGCCGCUGUUGGCCAAAGUGCAGAGCUUGGGCACUGGCCAUCUUCUCGCGCAGCCGCAGCGCACUUUCCCUGUAUCAGGCUCUCUAGCUCGAGCCUUUACACAACUUCCUCCUCUGGAAAAGAGGGAACCCGACCCUCACGCUGGAAAUAUAGCCUGUUCGGAGCUCCGGACAUCUGCAGCACAGAGAUUAUUUGUAAUCCGGCGUCUCCAGGCCGGUGAGCAACCUGAGGGGAGCAAAAGGGAUGGGGAGCGGCGCUGGGGAAAGGGGCUGGGCUGAGAGGCGGCCAGUGCUCUUUCCCUUCCUGCUGUCUUUGUUCUGCCCGGCGCUCUCAGAGCAGAUCCGCUAUCGGAUUCCCGAAGAAAUGCCCGAGGGCUCGGUGGUGGGGAACCUCGCCAAGGAUUUGGGACUCAGCGUCCAUGAGUUACCGAGUCGACAACUGCGCAUCAGUUCGGAAAAACCUUACUUCACUGUGAGCGCCAAGAGCGGGGAGCUACUUGUGAGCGGCAGGCUAGACCGGGAGCAGAUUUGUGGGAAGAAGCCAGCCUGUGCUCUGGAAUUUGAGGCUGUUGCUGAAAAUCCGUUGAACUUUUAUCACGUGAGUGUGGACAUCGAAGAUAUUAAUGACCACACACCAAAAUUCACGCAAACUUCUUUUGAGCUGCAAAUAAGUGAGUCUACGGUGCCAGGCACACGGUUUAUAUUAGAAGCAGCGGAAGAUGCCGAUAUUGGCUUAAACUCUCUGCGGAUUUAUAAACUCUCUCUUAGCCCUAGUUUCUCAUUGAUAAAUAAAGAGAAACAAGAUGGUAGUAAAUACCCAGAAUUGGCGUUGGAGAAACGUUUAGACCGGGAACAACAGAGUUACCAUCGUUUAGUUCUGACUGCCAUGGAUGGCGGAGAUCCCCCACUAAGCGGCACCACUGAGCUCCGUAUCCAGGUCACUGAUGCCAAUGAUAACCCCCCUGUAUUCAACCAGGACAUGUACAGAGUAAGCCUUCCAGAAAACGUGCCCCCAGGCACCACAGUGCUGCAAGUAUCAGCCACUGACCAAGAUGAAGGCAUCAACUCGGAAAUCACUUAUUCUUUCUACAGGACUGGGCAAGUCUUCAGUCUGAAUUCAAAGAGCGGGGAAAUUACAACUCUAAGAAUGCUGGAUUUCGAAGAAAUCAAGGAAUAUUCUAUAGUGGUGGAAGCGAGGGAUGGUGGAGGACUGGCUGCACAAUGUACAGUUGAAAUUAAUAUUCAGGAUGAAAAUGACAACAGCCCAGAAAUUACAUUCCAUUCUCUAGUCGAAAUGAUUCUGGAAAACGCAGCGCCAGGAACGCUAAUUGCUUUGAUCAAAAUAUACGAUCAAGAUUCCGGGGAGAAUGGGGAGGUUAGUUGUCGAUUAGAGGGUGAAGUUCCUUUUCAGAUAAUCUCUUCAUCAAAAAAUUCAUAUAAAUUGGUAAUAGAUGGGACUCUGGACCGAGAACAGACCCCAGAGUACAAUGUCACCAUCACAGCCACCGACAGGGGAAAGCCGCCCCUCUCAGCUAGCAAAAGUGUCACUUUGAUCAUCACUGAUAUCAACGACAACGCUCCGGUUUUCCUCCAGGCCUCCUACAUGGUUCACGUGAUGGAGAACAACCCUCCUGGAGCCUCCAUCGCCCAAGUCAGCGCCUCCGACCCCGACCUAGGGCCCAACGGCCGCGUGUCCUACUCCAUCGUGGCCAGCGACCUGGAGCCGCGGGCGCUGGCGUCCUACGUGUCCGUGAGCGCGCAGAGCGGCGUGGUGUUCGCGCAGCGCGCCUUCGACCACGAGCAGCUGCGCGCCUUCGAGCUGACGGUGCAGGCCCGCGACCAGGGCUCGCCCGCGCUCAGCGCCAACGUGAGCCUGCGCGUGUUGGUGGGCGACCGCAACGACAACGCGCCUAGGGUGCUGUACCCGGCGCUGGGGCCCGACGGCUCGGCGCUCUUCGACACGGUGCCGCGCGCCGCGCAGCCCGGCUACCUGGUCACCAAGGUGGUGGCGGUGGACGCCGACUCGGGACACAAUGCGUGGCUGUCGUACCACGUGCUGCAGGCCAGCGAGCCCGGACUCUUCAGCCUGGGGCUGCGCACGGGCGAGGUGCGCACUGCGCGUGCUUUGGGCGACAGGGACGCGGCCCGCCAGCGCCUGCUGGUCGCCGUGCGGGACGGGGGACAGCCGCCCCUCUCUGCCACCGCGACGCUGCACCUGGUUUUCGCCGACAGCCUCCAAGAAGUACUGCCGGAUGUCAGCGACCGCCCGGAGCCCUCUGACCCCCAGGCCGAGCUGCAGUUUUACCUGGUGGUGGCUUUGGCCUUGAUCUCGGUGCUCUUCCUCCUUGCGGUGAUUCUGGCGGUGGCCCUGCGCCUGCGCCGCUCCCCCAGCCCCGCUGCCUGGGGCUGCUUUCAGCCUGGUCUUUGUGUCAAGUCUGGACCUGUGGUUCCUCCUAACUACAGUGAGGGGACUUUGCCUUAUUCCUACAAUUUGUGCGUUGCCCAGACUGGAAAGACAGAGUUUAAUUUUCUAAACUGUAAUGAGCAGUUGAGUUCAGGACAAGAUAUACUACUUUGCAGUGAUUCAUCUGGGGCCUUAUUUCCGCUUUGUAAUUCCAGUGAGUCGACUUCCCAUCCUGAAACUCAAAUGGCGAUUUAAGUGACCUUUACAAUAAGAAGUUUAAGACUACUUUGAACUGCAUAUUUUCUUUAUGGAAGUAUUGAAGUGGAAACUUGCUUUUCAAUAUAUGUUUAUUUGAAUAUUCCAAAUGCCAUAACCUGUGUAUGCAUUAUGUAUUCACAUAGAAGAGUACAAAAAAUUUAAACCAGCAUAAAAGUUUAACAUUCACAAAUAUGUAACUUUAAAAAACCAAUCCUUUCAAAAUUUAGCAGUAUUAGGUGAGAGAAGCUAUUACUGUUGCCUUAUUAAAAUUAUUUUUGUGAAUGAAAUUUUAAGGAAAACUUACUCCAGCAAAUUCAUUAUCUGAAUAAAUUAAUCUUAUAAAAUAACUUCAAAGUGAAUAAUCCAUGUAUAUAUAAAACUAAGAAGAAGAAGUCUAUUUCCAAAGAGGAUUGCACAUUGUGGUUACUGUAGAAAAUAAUGACAUACAGAAAAUUUUUGAAACAUUAUAAAACUGAAGUUAGAAUAAUUUACAUAUCUAGAAAGAAAGCAAAAUUCUACCAAGAAUAAGUUAAUUUGAUGUUAAGAAAAAAUGGCAGUUUAACAAUACAUUUAAUAGAAGUUCCAUUCCACUUCAUUUUCAACUAACAUUCCAAAAUGGUAAUUGCUUUUGAAAUGAGAAUGCGAGAAACAGUGAGACAAGUCUACAUAGUUAGAAGAGUAUUGUCUUUCUCGGUUAUCUAUAAUCAAGCAUUACUUAUCUCAGUGCAUGUAGUGACAGGUUAGGACUCCGAGUGCCACUGUUCACCAACUUUAAGAAAAGUUCAAUCAGCUCUCCAUCCAGCUGUUCAGAUCUGCAACUACACAGAGUCCCACAGAGCCCACAAACCUCAGCAAAAGCUGCCACAAAACUCACCUUCUUGGGGCACUCUGGUUUCUCCUUAGGAAAAAGAUCAUCAUAAUUUGCAGGAGGUUAAAGAACCUAAGGAGUCAGUUUGCACAGAAAGCAUUCUGAAAAACAAUAUCCAUAGUGAAGCAACAACAGCCACUCCACUGAAUUGCCCGCACUGCAAAGGACUGGUUCUGCUGUGCCUGUGGAGGCUAUGGGAGACCAGGGCCAGCCAGAUCCACUACUCGGCACCUGAAGAGACAGAAGAAGGCUAUAUCCUGGGGAAAUAUCUCCAAGGAUCUGGGGCUGGUGGACCAUGGAGUCUGCAGAAGUAGGACUCAGUUUUUCGCUCUGAACCUGCAAAAUGGCUUGUCUUGGUCACUGCAGGCAGGAUAGACUAGGAGGAACUCUGCGCUCAGAGCACACAGUGGCUAGUAAAUAUCAAUAUCCUGGUUGAGGGCAGAAGAAAACUUUUUGGGAUAGAAAUAGAAAUCACUGAUAUCAAUGAUAAUAAUCCAAAAUUCCAGGUCGAAAAUCUGGAAGUAAAAGUUAAUGAAAUCGCUGCACCGGGAACACAUUACCCACUCCCAGAGGCUGUUGACCCGGAUGUGGGCAUGAAUUCCUUACAGAGCUACCAGCUCAGCCCCAAUCACUACUUCUCUCUGGAAGUGCAGACUGGAGAUGACGGAACUCUACACCCAGAGCUGGUGCUGGAGCAGGCCCUGGACCGAGAGGAAGAGGCUGCUCACCAUCUGCUCCUCAUCGCCUCUGAUGGCGGUGACCCGCGUCGCUCCAGCACAGUGCACAUCCACGUGACGGUGUUGGAUACAAACGACAAUGCCCCGGUUUUUACUCAACCGAUUUACCGAGUGAAAGUCCCAGAGAACGUGGCCCCGGGCACCCUGCUGCUUACUGUGAGCGCUAGCGACCCAGAUGAGGGAGCCAAUGGAGAAGUGGCCUAUAGAUUUUGGAAAAUUAGUGAAAAGCAAUCUCCACUAUUCCAUCUUAAUGAAAAUACCGGUGAAAUAUCAACAGCAGGGAGUCUAGACUAUGAAGAAUGUGCAUUUUAUGAAAUGGAAAUACAAGCUGAAGAUGUGGGGGCACUUUUAGGGAGGACCAAAGUGCUCAUUUCAGUGGAAGAUGUAAAUGACAAUAGGCCAGAAGUGAUCAUUACAUCUCUGUUUAGUCCAGUCUUAGAAAAUACUCUUCCUGGAACAGUAAUUGCCUUUUUGAAUGUGCAUGACCGAGACUCCGGGAAGAAUGGUCAAGUUGUCUGUUACACUCCUCAUAAUUUACCUUUUCUUUUUUUUUCUUUUUCUUUACUCUUCCUCCUCCUC
Lynx canadensis (Canada lynx) is the source of this 6781-nucleotide messenger RNA. RefSeq names its product protocadherin gamma-C4. Gene Ontology annotation, molecular function: calcium ion binding. The coding region runs from base 2180 to 4594 and encodes 804 amino acids. Gene Ontology annotation, biological process: homophilic cell-cell adhesion. The transcript has 2 exons. NCBI's taxonomy places the organism in Eukaryota, Metazoa, Chordata, Mammalia, Carnivora, Felidae. The record is from RefSeq and is a predicted model, not a curated record. Gene Ontology annotation, cellular component: plasma membrane.